AUGCUCCUCACCGUUGUUGGUUUCCCAGUUUUCCUUCUGUCUCCGUCCUUGUGUUCUGUCGUCGUUCCGGGAUCCGCUCGAGUCGCUGCGUCGCGUAUAGGUGUCUGCGUCUGCAGCCCCUACUUCCUCAGUCACUCUGACGAUGGCAAGUCGUGCUGUGGGUGUCUUACUCCUGCGCAGCGAGCCCUCAACCCACUGUCGACAGUUUCGGCUGAGUUUUCGGGGUGUGGAGAGUUGCACCGUUGUUCUGCUGCUUUCCGCUCAUCACCCGGAAUCCGUCCUCGGCUGUUGUCUGUGUCGGAUGGGGGCGAUGUUGGCCCUCUCUGGUCGUGGACCGCCGGUAUGGGUUUGUUCAGUUUUCCUUCUGGUAACUCCGUCCGUUGGUUCGUGCUGCUCGGUGCGUUGAGUGCCCUGUCGGCGGAGACUUGA
Messenger RNA from Macrosiphum euphorbiae (potato aphid), 429 nucleotides. The record is from the annotation of a GenBank genome assembly. NCBI's taxonomy places the organism in Eukaryota, Metazoa, Arthropoda, Insecta, Hemiptera, Aphididae.